This is a messenger RNA of Colletotrichum lupini, 1536 nucleotides long. RefSeq lists its product as uncharacterized. Lineage: Eukaryota; Fungi; Ascomycota; Sordariomycetes; Glomerellales; Glomerellaceae. Bases 1 to 1536 code for a protein of 511 amino acids. The transcript is spliced from 6 exons. The record is from RefSeq and is a predicted model, not a curated record. Gene Ontology annotation, molecular function: transmembrane transporter activity. Gene Ontology annotation, biological process: transmembrane transport.
AUGGAAGCCAAGAAAGACGAAGUGACUUGGCGGUCCCUGCCGCGAAAGGACCAGCUCGCCAUUUUAUGUUUCCUACGGUUUGCCGAGCCGGUAGUGAGCAUCUCACUGCUCUCUUUAGAUGCGACCCUAGACUCGGGAGCGAUCGUCCGACAAGUCGCUUACUUACAAACAAGUUUUAUGCUAUCACAAUGCUUUUCGUCAAUGUUCUUGGGGAAACUGGCCGAUUCUCCCAGAGGCGGUAGAAAGCUUGUUCUAAUGGGGGGAAUAGCUGGAUCAUAUUUCAAGCAGGCACUGGCGUUGCGGAUCCUCGAAGGUCUAGUCAACGGAAAUGUGGCGACAGUGAGGACGAUGGUCUCCGAGGUUGUCGUGGAGAAACGAUUUCAGCCUCAUGCUUUCUUGUUGCUUCCGAUCUCUUUCAACGUUGCUGCCAUGGCUAGUCCCCUCAUGGCCGGGCAGCUGGCUGACCUAGCGGGGAAAUACCCGGAUAAGUUUGGGAAUAAUGCAUUUCUGAAAGCGUGGCCGUAUGCACCACCAGCUAUCCUCAGCGGAUCUAUCAUGCUGUUGGCCUUCUUCGCGGUCUUGCUUUUCCUAGAAGAAACUCUAGAGCCCCUGAAAGAUAGAUACGAUCCUGGCGUCGCCUUCACCCGAAGAGUUCGAUACCUUUUGUUUGGAACCAAGAUCUCGACAGUAACCAGAGCAGGCCAUGAGGAUGCCACUGACGAAGAGAUGUCACAUAUGAUCACGGAAUACUCUGACCCAUCUGAAAGGGAUUCCGAAGAGCAAAGAUCACCAAUGAAGGCAGUCAAGACAACUCCCAUGAUCUUACCAACUAGGCGCAUGUUCACUAAAAAUAUGUGUCUCACGCUUGUUUCAUACGCCAUCCAAGAGUAUCACAUCACGACCUACAACACUCUGUGGACGAGUUUCCUCAGCGACCCGGUUGACAAAGAAGGCAAACUCAAGCUCCCUUUCUUCUUUUCUGGCGGAGCCGGGAUGAAGCCAGACCAAAUUAUGUGGUCUCUCUUCAUCGUCGGAAUGAUGGGAUUACCCACACAACUUUUUAUCUAUCCCCGCAUCAGCCGUCGUCUUGGGACUCUGAAGAUGUGGCGCAAGUUCAUGCUUGGGAUGCCGCUACUCUACUUCAUCGUGCCUUACAUCGCAGCUAUGCCCUCGACUACACCACCACCAGCUGGUAAAACUGGGUUCGUCGUUUGGUUCCUCAUCAUCCUGGUUCAAAUUAUGAUGGUGGGGACGUCCACAUUUGUCGUACCAGCGCAACUUGUUCUGACCAAUUUGUCUUCGCCGCAUCCGUCUGCUUUAGCACGAACGCAUAGCAGCGCAUUCUUGUUGUCUGGUUUGAUGAGGUCAGCGACUUCAUCCAUAGCGGGAAUCGUGUAUAGCUACGGGUCGUCCCAUAACAUCACAGGCUUGGUCUGGUGGAUUGCAAGUGGUGUUGCAGUCUUAGGGUGUCUGAAUAGCCGCAUCGUAAAUGAAGGAAACGGCCACGAAAUCUGGCUGACUGGUGACACUGAGUAG